CAUCCUCAUUUGUGUUCAUGUGGGUUUUCCUGUCAGUUCCUCAUAUUAAUUAGAACCAGUCUUCAGUCUUCUUGAGAGAACGUUCGCUUCCAUAUCAAGGAAUCAUUCCAGACAUUUUAAAAGCAAACACCAAACCGUAUUAAUUCAUAAUACUGAGUGAAUCUGCCAUGAACCCCAAAUAUUCUCUCAUUGUGUUAUUUCUGCUGUUUCUGAAAGGUUUAUUUGCUCAGAAUGACACUGUGGUUUUUAACCCUGGAUCAGUUUGUGCUCCUGCAGGAUCAACUGUGGCUCUGGGGUCCACAUGUUUAUUAUAUCCUGGAUGGACAUUUAAGUCAUGGAAACUCAGAAUAAAUAAUACUGAAACUCUAGCAGAUCCCAGUAAGGACUCCCGGUACAGAUAUAUAAAUUUAUUUGACAGGUGUUACCUACUAAUUCAUGGUCUAAAAGAGACAGACGCUGGCACAUAUUACACGAGCUUCAUUAACAGAAUUGGAGACACCACAUUUACCUCAAACAGUCCAUCAGAAUUCACUGUACAUGUCACAGAUCUUCAGGUGUCUGUGGACUCUGAUCGUGUGACUGAAGGUCAGAACGUCACACUGACCUGUAAGACCAGCUGUCCUCCAAAACAAACCUUCAUCUGGUUCAAGAACGGGCUUCGUUUGGAUCUCCGUUAUUCCGGAGAUCAGCUGCAUGUUUCUGCGGUGAGCCGCGAGGAUUCAGGACGAUACUCGUGUGCACUGGAACGCUUUGAAACGUUCCCGUCGGCCGAGACGCUCCUCGAUGUCACCUAUGUGGCGUACGAUAGCGUUGGAACCAUAACUCUGUUGUAUCUCCUGAUUCCUGUCGUUCUGCUGCUGGUUUGUCUAGCUCUGUGGAUGAUAAUGAAAAAACAACAAAACCUGAGAAGACCUAAAAGAAAAGAAAAAAACAGAGAGAAUGACACUGUGUACGAAAACGAGCAGACACUGUUGGAUUGGCACGAUGCAUCUGAGCACACUUGUGUUUAUUUCAGGCUUCACAGUAAACUGCACCGUAAAACUUUUGCAGAGGAUACUGUAUGUCACAUGACAUUGCUGCCCCCUAGUGAACAUCGCAACAACAAGAGUAUUCUUGUAUAGUACACAAACAGAAUUUGUUUCUAUAGGCUACAUGCUGUAUAUAUUUAAUGUUUUUUGAAAGCGUUAUUCUUUCAAGUAUCUGCUCUGAUUCUUUUUGAUCAUCGGUUUUCUUUUUGACAAACUUUUUGACAAAAUGUAAAAUAGUUAGGCGACUCAAAGUGCCAAUGCAUGCAAAUAAAAGCCUUAUGAGUGCAGUGAAGUGUUCAUCUGCAGACACACCUCUGACAUCCUGUUUGCAUCAGAAACACACUAUAAGGUUAAAGGUCGAAAAGUCUCCUUGGUUAUAAACUUUAUUUCAUUCCACACUCAAAAAAAAAAAAAAAAAAAAAAAAAUGUUGCAUUGGUUUGGUUUUCUAGGAGUGCAGUAAAAUAAGAUUAGAUAGAUGGUCAUGAUAACAUUCAUAAAUGUGCUGCACAUUAAUUUGCAUUUCUUUCCAACCAUAAAAUGCUCAGCUGUUUCUUUUCCUGAAAUAAGCUCUGCAACUUAUGGUAAAAAAAGAUAUGCUGUGAUUUUAUUCAAAUGCCUUAUUUUGAUGUCUAAUUUAAAAUAUUGGUAUAAAGAAACAUGUACUUUAAUUUCACAUCUGCUACUGUAGAUGUAAAAUGCACAGAUAAUCAUACAGUUCAGAGAUUAAUCUAACCACAUUAAAUACAGCAAGGAAUAAAUAAUAUAAUCAUACAUUUUUUUUUUUUUAGAGUGCCUUGAAAAUAGGCUACUUGUCAUUUCUUCCACAAAGUCAUUGAUGAGUUACAAUAAGAGUAGAUUUAUCUGAAGCAGAAUACAACAUCUGUUCAUUAUCUUGCACUAUACAAAUAAAUUAAGAGGAUAGUGCUGGCCGUGAUGAGCGAUACUGUUCAGGAUCAAUGCCGAUCUGGAGCUACUCAUCGCUAACUCUCGGUGUCCAUCAACGUUAGCAUCUCGAGUCUGUGAAAACAUGAAUGUCAAGCAAAUUAAAGUGACUUUGAAAAAAAAACCCUGAAGUAAACCUCGUAUCCAGAAGCCUGUUUGUAGACCAUAACAGGCCUGAUUGUUGAAGAAAUCAAAGUUGUCAGUUUUAGUAUUUAGCAAAUGCCGUCUUUUUCUUUCAUACUAAGAAUUCUGCAUUUUUCAUACUAUGGAUCAUUGCAAAGUUAUCCAAAAUUAAAACCUUAAUUAUGCUGUAAUUACUAAUGUAAAUGAGAUAAGUCAUGCACUUUAAAAAAACAAAUCCAUAAAAUAACAGAAAAAGCACUGGCAGCUAAUUACACAUUAUCCAUUUCAAUUUUAUGGACAUUUCAUUUAACUCUAAAAUACUUUAAAAUUCUAAAUACUGGUAAAACACCUGUAAAAAAUAAACAAUCCUUCAAAUUA
Messenger RNA from Cyprinus carpio (common carp), 2472 nucleotides. RefSeq lists its product as uncharacterized. The record is from RefSeq and is a predicted model, not a curated record. Lineage: Eukaryota; Metazoa; Chordata; Actinopteri; Cypriniformes; Cyprinidae.